CAAUAGUCCUAAAUUACAACAUAUUGGGCAGAAAUGGGAAAUGAAAUCAGACGUAAAGAGGUGAAGAUCCUCCUCCUGCACCCUUAUUUCAUCAAUAUGGCACCAUUAAUGCCGCUCCCGGUGUGUCUGAUAGAAAAUGAUGGGAGUAAUCUGGUGGUCAACCAAGAGGCUGAGAAAAUACUCUCCAGAAUCUCUGAACCAGUAAUCGUCGUGUCCAUUGUAGGAAAAUACAGGACAGGAAAAUCCUUCUUGAUGAACCGGCUGGUGGGACGCAAUAAUGGUUUUCCGCUAGGAUCCAGUAUCCAGUCCAAGACUAAAGGGAUCUGGAUGUGGUGCGUUCCUCACCCUUGGAUACCUGGACAUGUUCUGGUUCUGCUGGACACAGAGGGACUAGGAGACGUGGAGAAGGGAGACUCCAAAAAUGACACCUGGGUCUUCUGCCUGUCUGUGCUGCUGAGCAGCGCUCUGGUAUAUAACAGUAUCGGGACCAUCGACCAGCAGGCGAUCGAGCAGUUACACUACGUAACUGAACUAACAGAGGUGAUAAAGCUGAAGUCCACCGAUACCACAGAUGAGACCGCGGAACACGAGAGGUUCCUUCCAUCAUUUACCUGGUGCGUCCGAGACUUCACCCUAUCGCUGGAGCGAGACGGCAAGGAGAUAACGGAAGAUGAAUAUCUGAUGAUGGGUCUAGAGCUCAAAACCGGAGAAAACCUCCAGCAGUACAAUCUCCCUCGUGAGUGCAUCCGAAGCUUCUUCCACUCUCACAAAUGCUUCGUAUUUGACCGACCAACCUCUACGAGGAACCUACAUCGUCUGGACGAGCUGAAGGAGAGUGAACUAGAGGAGGAGUUUAUGGAGCAAGCGGCGAAAUUCUAUGAGCAUAUAAUGAGGAACAGCAGGGUGAAAGCUCUGACCAGGGGAAUAACAGUCACCGGGAAAAUGCUCGGUAAUCUUACAUCCUUGUAUGUGGAUACCAUUCGGAGCGGAGAGAUUCCCAGCAUGGAGAAUGCGGUUCUGACUCUGGCCAAAAUUGAAAAUGCAGGAGCUUUACAAGACGCAAUAUCCAAAUAUGAACAUGAGAUGGAGAGACAUCUUCCGAAGUACCCUAAAGAAACAGAGUUUGACUUCCUGAUCCUGCACAUGAAAUGUACGAGGAAAGCCAUUAAAGUCUUCAUGGAACGAUCAGUGAAUGACCAGGACCAGACAUAUCUACAAGAGCUGAAGAAUCAAAUUGUCAAGAAAAAGAAAGAAUUUAUAAAAAUCAAUGAAGAUUUAUCCAGGGAGGUCUGUAAGAAUCUUCUCCAGACGCUCAGCCAGACCAUGCAGAUUAGGCUCCAGCAGGGAUGUUACUCCAGACCUGGAGGACACAAGGCUUUCUUGAUGGAUAAGCACAUAUUCCUAGAGAAUUAUCAGACAAUAUCUGGAAAGGGAGUAAAGUCUCUGGAGGUUCUGGAAGAUUUCAUACAUGAAAACCAAAACAUUGAAGCUGCCAUCCUCCAGGCAGAGGAGAAGAUCACUCAGGCAGAUCAGCAGUUAGCAGAGUCCCAUAACCAGGCCCUGCGGGCAGAGCGGCGAAGGCAAUCUGCGGAGCAGCAGAACAGGGACCUGCAGCAGUCCAUGAUCACGCAGAGCGCCAAUCAUCAGCAGUUUAUAAACUCCCUCACAGAAAGGAUGGAGCAGGACAGAUGGAGGAUGGCUCAGGAAAACGACUCCCUGAUAACUCGGCAACUUCAGGCUCAACAAUCCAGAAUGAGUUCAUCACAUCAACAAUCCUUGGAUGAAAUGCAAAGGAAUAUCGAGGAAUUAAGAAGACAGAACAGCCAGAGACAGUCGAGCAGUGGAGGAGGAGGAUGUAUACUCUCCUAAAACCUGCUAUUAUGUCAUAACAUAUUCAGCCACCACUAGGGGGAGCUCACUAGAUACGAUUGUGUACAGUCACCACUAGGGGAUCUCACUAGAUAUGAUUGUGUACAGUCACCUCUAGGGGAUCUCAUUAGAUAUUA
Messenger RNA from Bufo bufo (common toad), 2006 nucleotides. Its product is annotated as guanylate-binding protein 1-like. The transcript has 12 exons. The coding region runs from base 34 to 1869 and encodes 611 amino acids. Lineage: Eukaryota; Metazoa; Chordata; Amphibia; Anura; Bufonidae. The record is from RefSeq and is a predicted model, not a curated record. Gene Ontology annotation, molecular function: GTP binding; GTPase activity.